This is a messenger RNA of Paracoccidioides brasiliensis Pb18, 2367 nucleotides long. RefSeq lists its product as uncharacterized. The record is from RefSeq and is a predicted model, not a curated record. The transcript has a single exon. The coding region runs from base 1 to 2367 and encodes 788 amino acids.
AUGGGAACCAGAAAUAAGAGGUCAUUCAGCAAGCCUGAUCACGGAUCGUAUACAGCGUCGAUGGAGAGUAGCGGACGGAUAGAAAAUAAUCCCGAAAGCAUUUUGCCGUCGCGAUCUUCUCUCAUGGAACCUCGAACACCCACCAGAAUAGGGAAAAUAUCGAAAAAGGUCAGAUUUUCUGAUUCUGGCCUCCCAAUACAACAACUGUCUAGCAAUAUAGACAGCAACCUGUCAACUGGUUUAACACCGGCGAUUAAGCGGACAAGACUUGUAUCUGAGAAUUCUCCAUCAAUAAAAGAACCUAGCGCUAAAAGGACUCGUCGUCGCUGCUCAGAACCUAACUGGCGAACCGACAACAAUGGGGUAAAAUAUGAGUUGCCGGAACUACCGACCGAAGCCCAAACGUUCCAGUUUUUAUCCUGCAGCGCAAUCCUUAAUGCCAGAGCUAGACGGCGCAUUGCACGGUUUGGGCUUAGUGAAGAAAUGAACAACAUCAAUGAGAGAAAGAAAAAGAAGGAAAGGGAGGAAAGGGCAAAGGAAGAAGAGCUGAUGAAUCUGAGGCGAGAAUUAAGCGCCUUACGUGAAGUGAAGACUGAAGCACAAGAUGACAGCGUCCCGUACACUCCGGAGAGAAUUAGGGAGCUGUCCGAGGCAAGACAUCGGAUUGCGGAAUUGGAGACCUUGUUGAAGAAGUAUGAGGAUUCAGCACGUGCGGAAAGUCUGUCAAUAUCCCCGCCUGCAAAUGAGGAUGAAGAGAUGAUAUUUGUUGGUGACGACAUUACGAUGAUGGACAAUGACAUGCUCACCGCUUCGUCAAGCCCAGUUUCGUCGCGACUGUCCUCAAAUCGCCGGCGUACUUCAGAUGCAUGGACUCAAAUCGCUCGACAAGAUACAGAGCAAGAUGCAGAGAACAACGCUCUAUCUGCCCAACUCCACAAUGUGAGACAAGAGAAACGUGCACUUUUCAGAGAUUGGUCUUCUCUUUUGGGAUCCAAUAAUGUGGAUAGAGGAAAUGGCUCUCAAGCAGAGAGCCCUCCAAACCGUUCAGCUUCCCCUCCACCAAAUUUCUUACCUCAAAUCGUCAGUACGCUACGCAAGAUUUUGUCUCGAGAAUCAAAGGCUAUUGGAAAACUCGAAAGUGUAGCUAAAGGCCUCUCCGGCCACGGGUUUGAUGGUGCCAGUGCAUCUGAAAUACUGUCAAAUAUGAGCGUUCGCUUUCGCCAAGCCAGAAUCGAACUCGAACGAGCUGUUCCUGGUGAAACAGCAAAUGGAGAUUUAAUGAACUGGAAAGAAAUUAUCGAUGCACUUGUAGAGCGGAUUAACAACUUAGUCCAGAAUCUUGCAUUGAUCCACGAACAGGUUACUGGUUGCGAAAAUCGAGAAGCUGCCUUGCGGAACCAGUUCAAUAUGACAUUGCAUCGUUUGGAGCAAUCGAACAAAAAGAACAAGAAUCUCGAAGAAGUUAGCGACUCCAUGGCAGAAGACAUGAUGCAUAUUCGGAUGAAGAUGCAGAAACUGGGGCAAGAAAUCAAUGUCCUGGAAACGGAUAAAGUCCGCCUCAAUAGUGCAAUUGCAAGUUACAGAGCCGAUCUCAAAAUCCUAGAAGAGCUAAAUAUGAAACUUGAAGACGACACAAUCGCCUCCAUGCAAAAAGUCGCCGAGCUAGAAAACGCAAACUCAAACUUACAUAGUGAGAAUAUGCGGGCGAAGGAGGAUAUUGCCAAAUUGGAACAGAACAUAAUCGAUCAACAACGAAUCCGUGAAAAGAUGCAAAAACUUCUGGACAAGCGUACCGCAGAGCUAUCAUCUCUUGAAUCGAAGAUACAACAACUGAAAUCCGAGCAUGACCAAGCCAUUGCUUCCCAAUCGCAAAAUCACGAUAAACAGCUAGGAGCCAUGAACGUUCGCAUCUCAUUAAUCACCAACGCGCUCAAUGAAACCCAAUCAGAUAUCGAAACGCUUCGUGUAGACAAGGCUCGUUUGCAGUCCCGAUUGAACUCCCUGCAAAAGCUGUUCUCGAAAGAAAAAAUCCACACCGCGCGAGAAAGAGCCAGCGGAACUGUCAGGGAACUCAUGGAGUGGGAAAAUGGGAUGUCUGCUUUGUAUGGUGGCAUUGAUAGUCCUAAGGACCACCAGAGCGGACAGAACGAUAGCGAAGUUCGCACCACGAUUAACAAUAGUGGAUUUGCACCGAUUGGGAGCGAACCCAUUACGCCGUCAUGCGAUAGGUUUGUGAACGUGGAGGUCUACAGAGGGGAUAAGAGGAAGAGACGGCGACCGGAUUCUGGGAUUGGGAUUUUGGAAGAAGAGGAGGAGGAGGAGGGUGGAGAUGCCUUGGAGGAUUCAGGAAUCGGGAAUCGCGGGUAG